Molecule: messenger RNA, 555 nt
Organism: Pyricularia pennisetigena
Lineage: Eukaryota; Fungi; Ascomycota; Sordariomycetes; Magnaporthales; Pyriculariaceae
Exons: 2
Coding region: 1-555 (184 amino acids)
Biological process (GO): protein acetylation
Molecular function (GO): N-acetyltransferase activity
Source: RefSeq, a predicted model, not a curated record
AUGGCCACCAUCAAACAUGCUAGCCGAGAGGACAUCCCAGCAGUUCUUGGCAUGAUCCGCGAACUGGCCGACUACGAGCAUGAGCUUCACUCCGUCGAGACGACCGAAGCCAAGCUGCUCGAGACCCUCGCCCUUGCGCCCUCGGAUCCGUCUGCACCCCUCAGCCUCCCUGAUGGUCUGCCAAACACCGAGCCUACUUCACCAGCCAAGCCUGCUCGCUGCCUUGUCCUUUCCGAUCCAGACGGUACCACCUGUGGCAUGGCAUUGUACUUCUACAACUAUAGCACAUGGCGCGCCAGGCCAGGUAUCUACUUGGAGGACUUAUACGUGCGCCCUGCAUACCGCAAGAAGGGGUACGGCCUGCGGCUGUUAUCGACACUGGCAAGAGAAGUAAGAGCAAUGCAGGGCACUAGGCUCGAAUGGGCCUGCUUGAAGUGGAAUGAGCCCAGCAUUAAGUUCUACGAGAGUAUCGGGGCUAGACAGCAGAGUGAGUGGGUUGGCUUCAGGGUUGAUGGGGAUAACUUGGCGAAGCUGGCGGACAUGUCCAAGCCAUAG